AUGGAAAACAACAAGAACUCGACAGAAGUUGCUCCGGCCAUUGAGACGCCACCCUCGCCAUCCGCCGCUGAACAUGGCGCUGUCCUGGAGCCUCCCAGGAAUAAGCUUAUGAAACUGUAUGCGAACAAUUGGACGCAGAUUAUCCUCAUUAGCUUUAUCUGUUUCUGCUGUCCUGGCAUGUACAACGCCCUCACCGGACUCGGCGGAUCAGGCCAAGUCGACCCAACAGUCGCCGCCAACGCGAAUGUCGCCUUGCUCUCUGUCACUGCCGCCACAGCACUCUUCAUCGGCGCGCCUCUCUUCUGGAAACUCGGACCGAAGAUCCUGUUCCUUAUGGGAGGCUGGACGUACGCCCUAUACAGCGGCAGCUUGUUGAACUUCAACCACGACAGCAAUGGCGCUUUCGUCAUUGCUGCUGGCGCGAUUCUAGGUCUUGGAGCCUCGUUUUUGUGGGUUGUGCAGGGCGCUAUCAUGACGAGUUACGUGCCCGAGCAUCAGAAGGGGCGGGCGAUCGCGUUGUUUUGGAUUAUUUUCAAUCUCGGCGGAGGCAUCGGCUCCCUCGCAAGCUUCGGCAUCAACUUCCACUCUACCUCCAAUACCGUCUCCAGCUCGACUUACGUGGCUCUUAUGGUCAUCAUGCUCUUCGGCUGGCUUCUCGGCGUCUUCCUCUGCUCUCCGAAACGUGUCCGACUCACACAGCUCCGCCGGGCCGAGGAGGGCGAGAACCACCACUGGAAGAACAUCGCCAUUGUCACCUUCAAAACGAUUGCCAACUGGCGUGUCCUCCUUAUGAUCCCAUUAUGGUUUUCGGCCAAUGUAUUUUACAGCUAUCAGCAAAACGUUGUGAAUGGCGAGACGUUCAACAUCCGUACUCGGUCCCUGAACAGUGCCCUGUACUGGAUGUCCCAAAUGUUCGGCGGCCUCAUAAUCGGCUUCCUCCAAGACCUCCCAGGUGUCUCCCGCCCCAAACGCGCCAUCAUCGGCUGGACCUUCGUCCUCGUCACCGGCAUGGCCAUCUGGGGCGGCGGCUACGCCUUCCAGCUCUGGCUGAACCGGCGCCUCGCCCAAGGCCUCAAACAAGACAUCGACUACACGCAAGGCUCCCUCUCCGCCGGGCCCAUGAUGCUCUACAUCUUCUACGGCGGCUACGACGCCCUCUGGCAAGGCUUCUCGUACUGGCUCAUCGGGACUGUGUCGAACUCCUCGGAACGCACGGCGAUUCUGGUCGGUGGGUAUAAGACGUUUCAGGCGGUGGGCGCCGCGAUGGCGUGGAGGAUUAGUGCGCAGGGCAAGAGUCCUAUGACGCAGUUGGGCAUGGAUUGGGGGCUUUGUAUUGGGAGUUUGUUGAUUGUUUUGCCGACGGUUUUGACGGUUAGUCGGACGACGGAGCCGGAGGUCGUGGGGAGUAUGCCUGAGGAGAAGGCUGAGGAGGCGUGA
Molecule: messenger RNA, 1437 nt
Organism: Zasmidium cellare ATCC 36951
Lineage: Eukaryota; Fungi; Ascomycota; Dothideomycetes; Mycosphaerellales; Mycosphaerellaceae
Exons: 4
Coding region: 1-1437 (478 amino acids)
Biological process (GO): transmembrane transport
Molecular function (GO): transmembrane transporter activity
Source: RefSeq, a predicted model, not a curated record